CGCGGAAGGACCGGAACUCCGGGCGGGUGGCUUGUUGAUAACAUGGCGGCAGCAGCUGCCCGGGCAUCCCGAGGAAGCGGCAGCGCCCACACCCGGAAGAAGGGGCUGUUUUCUGGCUAGUGCGGCGGCUCCUGCGGACCCGGAAGUCCCAGCCAGCUGCUGAAUGAGGGGAGCCGGGCCCUCCCCGCGACAGUCCCCCCGCGCCCUCCGCCCCGACCCGGGCCCCGCCAUGUCCUUCUUCCGGCGGAAAGUGAAAGGUAAAGAGCAAGAGAAGAGCUCAGACGUCAAGUCCAUCAAAGCUUCAAUAACAGUACAUUCCCCACAAAAAAGCACUAAAAAUCAUGCCUUGCUGGAAGCUGCAGGACCAAGUCAUGUUGCAAUCAAUGCCAUUUCUGCCAACAUGGACUCCUUUUCAAGUAGCAGAACAGCAACACUUAAGAAGCAGCCAAGCCACAUGGAGGCUGCUCAUUUUGGGGACCUAGGCAGAUCCUGUCUGGACUAUCAAACUCAAGAGACCAAAUCCAGUCUUUCAAAGACCCUUGAACAAGUCUUGCGUGAUGCUAUUGUCCUCCCAUAUUUCCUUCAGUUUAUGGAACUUCGGAGAAUGGAGCACUUGGUGAAAUUUUGGUUGGAGGCUGAAAGUUUUCACUCUACAACUUGGUCCCGAAUAAGAGCACACAGUCUGAACACAGUGAAACAGAGUUCACUGGCUGAGCCUGUCUCUCCAUCUAAAAAGCAGGAAACGGCAGCAUCUUUUGUAACUGAGUCUCUCGACAGGAGGUUGGGGGAUUCUAGUUCAGCCCCACUGCUUCUGACUCAGCCAGAAGGAGUUGCCCUGAGUAGUAGAACUCAGACCACUCAGACUCACUUGCUGCUUUCACAGGAAUGCCACAGUGCCCACUCUCUCCAUCUUGAAAUGGCCAGAACAGGAACUCAUCAAAUCUCCACAGACUCCCGAGACUCCUCUUCCAGACUUCCAGUAGCCAGUAGAAGUAGUACCUCUUCUCCACUGAGAGAACUAUCAGGAAAACUAAUGAAAAGUAUAGAACAAGAUGCAGUGAAUACUUUUACCAAAUAUAUAUCUCCAGAUGCUGCUAAACCAAUACCAAUUACAGAAGCCAUGAGAAAUGACAUCAUAGCAAAAAUUUGUGGAGAAGAUGGACAGGUGGAUCCCAACUGUUUCGUUCUGGCACAGGCUGUAGUCUUUAGUGCAAUGGAGCAAGAGCACUUUAGUGAGUUUCUGCGAAGUCACCAUUUCUGUAAAUACCAGAUUGAAGUGCUCACCAGUGGGACUGUUUACCUGGCUGACAUCCUCUUCUGUGAGUCAGCCCUCUUUUAUUUCUCUGAGUACAUGGAAAAAGAAGAUGCAGUGAAUAUCUUACAAUUCUGGUUAGCAGCGGAUAAUUUCCAGUCUCAGCUUGCUGCCAAAAAGGGCCAGUAUGAUGGACAGGAGGCCCAGAACGAUGCCAUGAUUUUAUAUGACAAGUACUUUUCCCUCCAAGCCACACACCCCCUUGGAUUUGAUGAUGUUGUACGAUUAGAAAUUGAAUCCAAUAUCUGCAGGGAAGGUGGGCCACUUCCUAACUGUUUCACAACUCCAUUACGUCAGGCCUGGACAACCAUGGAGAAGGUCUUUUUGCCUGGUUUUCUGUCCAGCAAUCUUUAUUACAAAUAUUUGAAUGAUCUCAUCCAUUCAGUUCGAGGAGAUGAGUUUCUUGGAGGGAAUGUUUCACUGGCUGCUCACGGCUCUGUCUGCCUUCCUGAGGAGUCUCACUCAGGUGGUUCAGAUGGCUCCAGUGCUCAGUCUAGUAUGAAAAAAGCCAGUAUUAAAAUUCUAAAAAAUUUUGAUGAAGCAAUAAUUGUGGAUGCUGCAAGUCUGGAUCCAGAAUCUUUAUAUCAACGGACAUACGCAGGGAAGAUGUCCUUUGGAAGAGUCAGUGACUUGGGGCAGUUCAUCCGAGAAUCUGAGCCUGAACCUGAUGUAAAGAAAUCAAAAGGAUUCAUGUUCUCACAAGCUAUGAAGAAGUGGGUGCAAGGGAAUACUGAUGAGGCCCAGGAGGAACUGGCUUGGAAGAUUGCUAAGAUGAUAGUAAGUGACGUUAUGCAGCAGGCACACUGUGAUCAGCCAUUAGAGAAAUCUACAAAGCUGUGACUCAAAACCAGAGAUAAGAAAAUGUGAUUUUGAAAAAUAAGAACUUUUCCCUUUGGUUGGAUUCUUCAACACAGCUGAUGAAAAUGGAGCACUGCAUUUCUUUCCACUUCUAGAUCACUGUUGUUUCCAAGAAAGAAUGCAAGACAGUCCAAGAUCUGUUGUUAAAUGUAGACAUAGAUGCACAUGAUGGUAACACAGUGAGUCACAAGAUAUAGAGUGGCAUUGGUGACAUUACUAGACAAUUCGUUUUCCAGUAGCUGUAACCCGCUAUGAGAGAGUUACCCACUGGAAUAGACAGGGACCACAUCCUGUGAGGCAGAGAAGCGUGAGUUGGUGUGUGGUCCACAUGCUUGCAGCCGACUCCAUCCUUAGCAGUAUCAGAAAGCACGAGACAGAGGUGCUUGUUUUUGUCCUAAAAUUCACAGGUGAGUCAGUCCUACCUGGAGCAUACAGCUCCAAGUGGCGAUAUGGGCCAGCAGCUUGUGAAGCAGGUGACGAAGAUCCCUUGUGUAGUCUUCCUUCACAGAGGCAUGCAUUUAGAGAGAAGCUGACAAGUCAUGGGUCAAGCCUCAGUGAUGUCAUCCUUCUCUUUGGUGACAGAACACAAUUUUCACAUUUCACUCACUCCUGUGAUGUUAUUAUAUCCUUAAAGCUAGUUUCUCCUCUGCUAGCAAAAGGGCACAUUUAGCUUACUUUGAGCAUCAAGACCCAUUCCUCCAUAGGAAUGCCGUGCUCCAGAUACUUUAUUCCCUCUUCGGAAUACACAUGGGAAAAAAUUAAGUAUCACUCCAGUUUUUGCCAUGUGGUACUUGGAACACAUUCUCAGAUUUUAUUUUUCUAAUAAGGUGGGGGAAAGAAGUACUCGCUUUGUAGUGUCUCCCCAGUUCUUCACUGUGAGUGGGAAAUGUGCAGUUGCCUUUUCUCUUUCUGUCUUCAGACAGUAGGAAACUCACUCGCUGCCCUGCCGCUUAGUUGGCUCUGCACCGGUGGCUCUGCCAUUGGUGGGCCACCCGCUGGCAAGCACACUCCCCUGGCCACGUGAUGCUGCCAGUGCUUCCUGUGUGUGAGUUUAGAGAGAACGGAAGUUUUCUUAGGUGUCAUUGCUUUUGCUCAGUGUGCAAAAGAAAAUAUAUAUAUAUGUGUGUGUGUGUGUAUAUAUAUAUAUAUUAUUAAUCACCUCUGUCCUUGGGAAAGUCUUGAAUGAAUAGAGAAUUUAUUUCAUUGCAAUAUUGAUUGUAUAGAGGCACACUGUUUAUCAACAGAAGAAGCAAAGAGGCUGUGUAUAAGUUUUUGGUACUAUGUACCAACUCUGUUAUUCUGAAGUAUUCAUGUACUUAAACCAUAUUCUAUUUAAUUGUGUUUGAUUUUAAAUAUAUAUAUAUAUGAAUUAUA
Peromyscus maniculatus bairdii (prairie deer mouse) is the source of this 3544-nucleotide messenger RNA. It is a transcript of the gene Akap10, whose product is annotated as A-kinase anchoring protein 10. Gene Ontology annotation, cellular component: mitochondrion; plasma membrane. Gene Ontology annotation, biological process: intracellular protein localization. Gene Ontology annotation, molecular function: protein kinase A binding. NCBI's taxonomy places the organism in Eukaryota, Metazoa, Chordata, Mammalia, Rodentia, Cricetidae. The record is from RefSeq and is a predicted model, not a curated record.